Molecule: messenger RNA, 1359 nt
Organism: Eleginops maclovinus (Patagonian blennie)
Lineage: Eukaryota; Metazoa; Chordata; Actinopteri; Perciformes; Eleginopidae
Product: regulator of G-protein signaling 21-like
Exons: 5
Coding region: 88-696 (202 amino acids)
Source: RefSeq, a predicted model, not a curated record
UCCUGCCUGCCACACUACUGAUGGUGGCUGGAGAGAGAAACUAUAAAGUUGCCUGUCAAGUGAAGGAGGAGUAGAGCAGAUUGAACCAUGAGAGAGAACUUUGCUUUUGUUUUAUCCCAAAACAUGGCCUUUCCUGACUGUAUGAAACCCACUGAGCUGGCUGCAGAAAAGAAGGGGAUAAAGAGGAAAAACUGGAGGAAUAGAAUACGAUUUCUCUUGAAAACAAACUCUUCCAAGUCAGUUCUACAUCUGAUUACAACGAGACCUUACAGGCCGACCGCUGAUGACGUGCAGCAGUGGGCGCAGUCACUUGACAAACUACUCAGUCACAAAUAUGGAAAAGCUGCAUUUUGUAUCUUCCUGAAGUCUGAGUUCUGUGAGGAGAACAUUGAGUUUUGGUCUGCAUGUGAGGAUUUCAGGAUCCUCACGUCAAAGAAAGAGAUGGCCUCCAAGGCCAACAUUAUUUACGAGGAGUUCAUUAAAAAUGAAGCUCCCAAAGAGAUAAACCUGGAUUUCCACACCAAAAAUGACAUCGCCAAGAGCCUCCAAGAGCCAACUACUGCCUGCUUCCUGACAGCUCAGAGGAAGGUCUACAGCCUGAUGGAGAACAACUCCUACCCCAGAUUUAUCUCCUCCGACCUUUACAAAGAACUGAGUGCAGCUGCCAGGGGAGAGCGCAAGCACAUUAAGUCCUAAUCAAACUAGACUCCCCCUCCUGAAGUCAUUUGUUUACCACUGUUACUGUUUGAAGAGCUGAGGAUGUUCAUUCCAAGCACUGACUAGGGAUAAUAUUCUUCGAUGCAAAUCCUGAGCAGGAAGCCAUUUUUAGACCAUCCUGCCGGGAGCUCCCCACCAAUGAAGUCUGGAUGAUAAGGCUGGAUGCUGUAUGCUGCUGAAGGCGUUGCACAGAUCAUUUCCACCAGAUGGGAUUAAAGUUGCAUUUUUUUGACUGGGCCAUUACCUGCAUUAUUUAAAUGUAGUAUUUCGGGAAAUGAUGCGAUUCUAAAGAACAUUGUUAAAGAUUAACUGCAUUCAAGGCUGAGAUGAAUGGCAAAACACUAAAUGUAUCUCUAAGGACGAUGCUGUUAGAAUGUAUUUGUGUGCUGAUUUCCACUUGAAGACUUUGCACAGCUUUCAUACACACAGGACGUGUUGUGUAAAUGAAAACAAUAAUUUGCAUCUGUUUACACAUAAUGUGUGAUUUUAACUUAUAUAUUCACAACUUACACUGAUGAAUGUAUUUGACGUGAAAUUACUGUGAUAAAUGUUAUGUAUUGUAAAUAUUGCAAAUGUUGUUUCUGAAUUUAAUUUUGCAGGCAGCUGGACUGCUUGAGAAAUAAAAUGUAUUCUAGUUCUGAA